Molecule: messenger RNA, 2784 nt
Organism: Ogataea parapolymorpha DL-1
Lineage: Eukaryota; Fungi; Ascomycota; Pichiomycetes; Pichiales; Pichiaceae
Exons: 1
Coding region: 1-2784 (927 amino acids)
Molecular function (GO): protein binding
Source: RefSeq, a predicted model, not a curated record
AUGACGACCAGAGAGUCUCAGGUCGCUCUGAUCUGCCUGAAAAAGGAGUUUUUGAGCGGAGCUUCCGAGGAACGGGCUAUUAAGCUGCUGAUCAAUGGCCAAUAUGCGAAGCUAGCCGGCUCCGAAUUACGCCAGAUCUUUCAUGAGCGAAGUAUUCUUGAGCUAUGCAAUAUUGAGAAUUUGGGGCACCAGCAGCUGCAAAACGUCGUUGAUCACAUUACAGACAAAAUGAUGGACGUCUCUGAAGAGCUGUCUUAUGUCUCAGCCAUUUUGCUGCUCCAGAUCUUCGUCCAGACCAACUUUACAGGUCCUAGGCUGCCUAUGGUGGACGAGUUGGGCUUUCUCACUAAACUCACAACCUCCAAUCCAGCAGUUCUGUCGCUUCUGUCUCUAUCCGGUCAAAGGCCCAACAAACUGGUGGACUGGCCCAUGCUUCUUAUUUUAUCGCUCCGUCUAUUUGAGAAACUGCAACGCUGCCCAAUCAGUCUUGUUGGAGUAAACCAGUCCAUCGAGCCAGAAGCUGCCAUCAGCCAAUCAAACAUCCCAGAACUCACUAAGGGAAACCACCUCCAAGCAGCUCUGUGCUGGUGGCGGGCAAGAGCGCUGCAGGUCCAGCAGUCAUUGUUCCAUGACCAAAAUCCAGUGCUGUCUACACUAACGUUUUCGCUGCUUUGUCCUUCUUUGGCGGCCGCUCUGAUGGAUGAUACAAAUGUCAACAGUGUCACAAACCAGUACAUUCUAGUUUUAUACCACCUGGAGCGAGCCAGAGCUGCGCUGAGUGCCGGCUCAGAGACCCAGGCCUCAGAAAGCCUGGCCAAGGCAAAAUCUGCUUCGGGGCUGCAAUUUGUGCUUACAGGCUGCAAGGCCAAGCGGACCAAAUUCCAGGAGAAGGCAUUUGCGGCACUGGCUGUUCUGGCUCGUUCGCAGGACACGCUAUUGCGCGUUGGUUCGGAAUACAGACACAAUCCGCAGGAGGUGGCUCUAAACGACGACCUAUUUUUGGAGCGUUUGCAGUACGAGAAUUUAGGUGAUGAUCAGGCUUUUGAAGAGUUUGGCGACGAAAAACGAGUCAAGGUCGACUUCCCGAAUUACGAGUCCACCGAAGACCAGGAAACAAAGCUGCUCCCGAUCGCGGUCAAGGAAGAAGACAUCCCUGCACCACUGCGGUCGCUGGACCCAAAUAGCCAGCCUCCGCUCGCCGAUCUCGACAGCGUGCAGCUUUUAUUGCGUCUGGAGACCAUCCGUGCAAAUACUCCGGCCAAUAACGCGCUCGUGGGCGAGGAGCUGCGGGCGCUGGUGGAAAGAGUGCUGUAUUCACCGCCGGGAAGCGUUAACUGGCUCGUUUUCAGCAACGCUCUCUGGCAGCGGUCUCUGCUCGAAACCACCAGACCAAAGACGGUCGAAAGAGGAGUUUUGCAGCUAUAUUCACUUGUUGAGGAGCUUGGCGUGCACGCGGAGCAGACCGCACGACUUUUCCCCAAAACCAAGGAAGAGGAGCAGUUCCCAGAAUUUUUCACAGCUUCAGAUCUCCAAGAUGACACUACACUAAUAAAUGCCGUGAGAUCGCAGUACAUCUACGCUUUGUCGCUGAGCCCCAAGUGGUCGCUGGACUCCAGACUGGCAGAAAAGCUCAUUGAACUCGGGUCCGUUAAAUCUGCGCUGGAGAUCUACGAAAGACUGCAGCUGUGGACAGACGCUGCCCUGUGCUACGGCUCGAUAGGAAACGAGAGCAAGGCCGAGGAGUUGGUUUUGCGGCAACUUGCCGAAUCGCCCGACGACGCGCGCGCUGUGUGCGUACUCGGCGACGUGCGCCAGGACCCGGUGCUGUGGGAAAAAGCGUGGCAGCUCGGCCGCUACGCCAACGCAAAACGGUCGCUCGCAAAAUACUGCUACCGGCUCCCUGAUGGGUCACGUGACUACGCCGCGGCGAUCGGCCACCAAUACGACUGUGUGCGUGCGAACCCGCUCAAUUUCGAAAACUGGUAUUUCUACGGGUGUCUGGGGCUGGAGACGGAGAACUAUGAGCUGGCUGCAGAGGCGUUCACGCGGUGUGUCGCGCUGGACGACAGCAGCCAGUACUCGUGGUCCAAUCUGGCGUCGGCACUGCUGCGGCUGGACAAGCUGAAGGAAGCGUUCACGGCGUUGCAGCGUGCAGUGAGCUCUGGCGACACGGAAAAGGCCUCGUGGAAGAUCUGGGAGAACUACCUGAUUGUGGCGGUGAAGCUGGGCCGUUGGGACGACGUGCUUCUUGCGUCGCGCACUUUGCUGGACACACGGAAGCUUGAUGGCGACGGGUCGUUGGAUAUUCCGAUUUUGGAGAAACUGGCCGGACUACUUGUUUCUGAGCCGUACGAUGAGGAGGCGCGGCAGACGCAUUUCCAGAGAACGUGUCUCAAGUUCCUGUGUCAGGAGGUGCCGGCCGUGGUGAACUACAGUGCUCGCGUGUGGCGCAUUGUGGCUAAGGUUGACUUGUGGCGCAAGAAGCCAUGGCUGGCGCUCGAGGACUAUGAGAAAGCGUACCGCGCGGCGAUCAGUCGGCCCGAGCUCGAGGUGGAUCAGGAUGCAUGGCGCGAGGCGGUAACGGCUUGCGAGGAUCUGGUGUCUGCGUAUGAGAAUUUUGGCGAGCUGCCGGGGAAACACGAUGCCGGCGAUGUGGUCUGCAAGGACUGGCGAUUCAAGGCGCGGUCGACAGUGCGGUCACUGCUGUCGAAGGGCAAGGUUUGGGAGGACACUGCAGAGUAUACGAGAUUACAGGAGCUGAGAGAUGAAAUGAAAAAUAAAUAG